Aspergillus affinis is the source of this 1500-nucleotide messenger RNA. RefSeq names its product pyridoxal phosphate-dependent decarboxylase family protein. The coding region runs from base 1 to 1500 and encodes 499 amino acids. Gene Ontology annotation, molecular function: carboxy-lyase activity; pyridoxal phosphate binding. The transcript has a single exon. NCBI's taxonomy places the organism in Eukaryota, Fungi, Ascomycota, Eurotiomycetes, Eurotiales, Aspergillaceae. The record is from RefSeq and is a predicted model, not a curated record. Gene Ontology annotation, biological process: carboxylic acid metabolic process.
AUGGGUGAAAUCAGCCCUGCUCAACUUGAUGGGAUCCCGGCCUAUGGACUCCCCAAGCCUGCAAGUCCUGCGCGCGAUAUUGAAGGUGAAGUCGAAGGUCAAUGGAUUGAUCUGAUGCGUAUUUUACGAGGCCUAAAAACUGUCACCACGCCGGAUCUUGACGAACCCAUCAUCAAAAAGUCCACCGAGCAAGAUAUCGCCGAUGUUCGACACCUCAGCACCCCAGACAUUCCCCGACCGAUAUCCAAUGUCAUUCAGGAAGCAUAUUCUAUCUUCAACCAUCGUUCGCGGACCAAUCAUAAGGGCUUCUUCUCCUUCACGCCGGCAAAUGUCACGCCACUUACUUGGCUUGGAGAUGUCCUUGUUUCCGCGUUCAAUGCUCACUGCAGCGGCUCGCUUACGGCGGCGGGCCCUUGCGCCGUUGAAACUGAAUUGGUCAAAUGGUUUGCAUCGAGAAUCCAUUUUCCAUCCACAGCAGGCGGACUCUUCGUCUCCGGCGGAUCAAUAGCAAACAUGAUGGCUAUGACAGCAGCUCGGGACCAGAAGCUAGAAUGGCAGAAUUACCCCAAGGGUGUGAUCUACAUCGCGCGUCAAGCACACUACUCACACUUCAAAGCCGCCCGAAUCUUGGGAUUCCAUGCCCAGCAAAUCCGUACUGUGGACUCGGACACUUUCGGUCGUCUAAACACCAAUCACCUCGAACAGCUCAUCCAAGCUGACAAGCAAAACGGCCUCAUUGCCUUCCUUAUUAUGGCUACAUUCGGAUACACGGAGACCGGGCUGAUCGAUCCCCUCGCAACCAUCUCUGAGAUAGCCCAAAGAGAGGGUCUAUGGCUUCACGUCGAUGGAGCCUACGGCGCUUCGCUCUCCCUCUCGCUCACCCGGUCGGGUCUCGCUAGGCAGCUCAGCACCGCAGACAGCGUAUCGUGGGACGCGCAUAAACUUCUUUUCCAAACCUAUGGGUGUGGGAUGCUCCUCGUCCGAGACAAAUCGCACCUCGUGUCCAGCUUCCACGCCCAGUCCUCAUUCAUGGAUCAUACGUCUCGCGUCAAGGAAGACGAGCCCGAGCUCUGGGAUAUGGGAGUCGAAUUAACGCGGCCGUCACGGGCCAUGAGUUUGUGGUUCGCAUUGCGUGUUCUAGGAACCGAGAGAAUUGGCCAAUUGAUCGACCAUGGAAUGGAUCUUGUGGAGUUGAUUCAGCUAAAGCUGGAGACAAUGCGCGAGUGGGAAGUCAUCACGCCCGCUUCGUUAGGGAUCAUCACGUUCAGAUAUCAUCCGGAACUGAGGAAGAGGCAGGAGAAGACGCUGGAGAAGCUGAAUGAGGAUAUCUCCAGGAUUCUGCUGGACACGAACACGGCGGCUGUUAUGACGGUUAAGGUGAAUGAUGUUUUGGCAUUGCGCAUUUGUUGCACGAAUGUACGGUUGACGGAAGAGGAUGUGCUAGAGCUGGUGAAGAGUAUGGAUGAAGUUGCGAGGAGACUGAAUAUGUGCAUGAAUUAG